This is a messenger RNA of Apiotrichum porosum, 558 nucleotides long. RefSeq lists its product as uncharacterized. The transcript has 4 exons. Gene Ontology annotation, cellular component: membrane; endomembrane system. NCBI's taxonomy places the organism in Eukaryota, Fungi, Basidiomycota, Tremellomycetes, Trichosporonales, Trichosporonaceae. The coding region runs from base 1 to 558 and encodes 185 amino acids. The record is from RefSeq and is a predicted model, not a curated record.
AUGUCCACCUUCUUCACACAAUCAAUGUGGUACGACAUCGUUACCAACUGGAGAACUCUUAUCGUCGUCGGCCUCGGUAUCGUCUCAGCUGCCGCCUUCUGGAAGAUCAUCUCGGCCCCGGACACCCCGCCUGCCGCCGCCCCUGCCGCCAAGCUCGCCGACAACAAGUCGACUUCGGACACCGCGCCCGCUUCCAAGCUCCCCAAAGCGUCCAUCAUGUCUGCCCCUGCUACCAACCUCAACCCUCCAAAGUCGGACCCCAUCUCGGUCGCCGACCUGGCCCAGUACAACGGCGAGGACGCGUCCAAGCCCAUCUACGUCGCCAUCAAGGGCAACGUGUACGACGUGUCGGCCAAGACCGAGAUGUACGGCAAGGGAUCGGGGUACAAUGUGUUUGCCGGCAAGGACGCCAGCCGUGGUCUUGGCAUGUCCUCGCUCGACCCCAAGGACGCUGUCGCAGACUACUCGCCCCUCAACGAGGCCCAGAUGAAGACUCUGGACGGGUGGGAGACGUUCUUCCAGAAGCGCUACAACGUUAUCGGCAAGGUCGUGCCCUAA